Molecule: messenger RNA, 2810 nt
Organism: Prosopis cineraria
Lineage: Eukaryota; Viridiplantae; Streptophyta; Magnoliopsida; Fabales; Fabaceae
Product: probable LRR receptor-like serine/threonine-protein kinase At1g05700
Exons: 13
Coding region: 1-2748 (915 amino acids)
Biological process (GO): protein phosphorylation
Molecular function (GO): protein kinase activity; ATP binding; protein binding
Source: RefSeq, a predicted model, not a curated record
AUGAAUAGCUUCGCUGAAUGUUUAAUCUUUCCUUGCGACCAGACUGUUCCCCCCAAAACCAUAACUAAAUUUUGGAGUCUGCAAAACCUUUCAGUUGUUGUUCUGUUCGCAUUGUUUGAACUUUCUUUGCCACUUGCAGUUCUUGUUCAUUCCCAGAAUCAAUCAGGAUUCAUCAGUAUUGAUUGUGGACUCGUGGGUGAGCCAAACUACACCGAUGAAACCACUUCCAUCAAUUACACUUCAGAUGCCAACUUUAUAUCCACUGGAAUUACCCACAGCAUAUCAUCCAAAUAUAAGCCAAACACUCUUAAAAGGCAGUUCCGGAAUGUUCGAAGCUUCCCAGAAGGAACUAGGAACUGCUAUACCCUUAAUGCUCCUCAAGGAAGUGGCAGCAAGUACCUAGUGAGAGCCAUGUUCAUGUAUGGUAACUAUGAUGGUGAAGACUCUCUUCCCAAAUUUGACAUCUAUCUUGGAACUAAGUGGUGGGACUCAGUGAUGUUUCAGAAUGCAUCUGAUAUAUUGAUCAAGGAAAUCAUUUAUGCUGCUUCAACAAAUUAUGUUCAUGUUUGCCUUUUUAACACCAACAAUGGGACACCUUUCGUAUCAGUUUUGGAGCUCAGAGUUCUUCACAGUGAUGCCUAUCUUGUUAGUUCUCUGGAGCUCUUGGCGCGGUAUGAUUUAGGGUUGCAGGAUGGUGAAUUAGUCAGAUACCCAGAUGACAUCUAUGAUCGAAUAUGGACUCCUCAUAACUCAAAAGACUGGGAACGGAUGAAUACCUCACUUCCUGUAGGCCAAGGAUCAUCAUCAUCAGUACCAUCCUACAGCUUCAUAACAGUACCACCCUCCACUGUCAUGAGAACAGCGGCAACGCCAGCAAAUGUCAGGAACGACAUGGAAUUUCACUUCCUCCCCAGGUACAAUGCCUCUACUUACUACACAUGCUUAUACUUUGCUGAAACUCAGAAACUCCAAGCAAAUCAAAUCAGAGAAUUCAACACUUUCUUGAAUGGAGGCCUUAUCAAUUCUGAUCCAGUCAGUCCUCCAUACCUUGAGACCGAGUAUUAUAUACAAGCAACAACUGAACCUUGGUUCGAUAUUUGGAUCAAUAAAACUGGCAGAUCAACACUGCCUCCUAUUUUCAAUGCCAUUGAGAUAUAUAUGGUUAAGGAUCUCUCUCAAUCACAAACACAGCAAACAGAUGUUGAUGCAAUCAUGAACAUCAAGUCAUUUUAUGGGAUCAAGAGAAAUUGGCAAGGAGAUCCUUGUACUCCACAGGCAUACUUGUGGGACGGUCUUAACUGCAGCUAUGAUAGAUCUGGGCCACCAAUGAUCACAUCCUUGAACUUAUCCUCUGGUGGAUUAACUGGAAACAUAGCUCCAGACAUAUCCAAUUUGAAGUCGAUUGAGUAUUUGGAUUUGUCAAACAAUAGUUUAGUCGGAGACGUACCUAGUUUCCUAUCUCAACUGCAGUUCUUGAGGGUUCUAGACCUCGAAGGCAAUCAGCUAUCUGGAACAAUUCCAGCAGAACUUUAUGAGAGGUCAAAGAAUGGAUCACUCAAACUCAGUUUUGGUGGAAAUCCAAAUCUUUGCUCUUCAGAAGAUUCAUGCAAGAGUAGCAAGGCAAAGGUUGUCAUUCCAUUAGUAUCAUCGCUAGCCGGAGUUUUCAUACUGCUGACAGUCACAAUUGCUUUCUGCAUCUUCAGAAGAAAACAAGAAGAGAAGCUGAGUGCUUAUUCCAAAAUAAAUAAGGAACUAAAGCUAAAGAAACAACAGCUAACAUAUGCUGAAGUUUCUAGCAUUACCAACAACUUUGAAAAGGUUGUGGGAAAAGGAGCAUUUGGAACAGUCUACCAUGGCUUCUUAGGUAACACUCAGGUUGCUGUCAAAAUGCUUACACCUUCAGCUCAGGGAUAUCAGCAAUUUCAGGCAGAGUACCUUUUGAUUUAUUCAAGUUGCAGAGCUUAUGACUGUGAUUCACAGGCAAAACUUUUGGCUACUGUUCACCAUAAACGCUUGAUUGCUCUGAUAGGAUAUUGUGAUGAUGGAUCCAACAUAGCUCUCAUCUAUGAGUAUAUGGCUAAUAGUGACUUAGCUAAGCAUUUAUCAGAGAAAAAUGAGAACAUCUUGGAUUGGAAACAACGGUUACAAAUUGCAGUGGAUGCUGCAGAAGGCUUGGAGUAUCUGCAUACGGGUUGCAAGCCAUCAAUUGUUCACAGAGAUGUUAAAUCCAAAAACAUCUUACUGAAUGAAAAUUUUCGGGGCAAAAUAGCUGAUUUUGGAUUGUCAAAAAUCUUUGCCGAUGAAGGUGAUACACAUAUAUCUACUGUGAUAGCUGGCACCCCAGGAUACCUUGACCCCGAGUACAGUAUGUCAAACAGGCUGAAUGAAAAAAGUGAUGUUUACAGCUUUGGAAUUGUACUGCUUGAAAUAAUUACAGGACAACCUGCAAUAGCCAAGACUGAAGAAAAACCACACAUAGUCCAAUGGGUUAAUCUCAUGCUUCCUGAAAGCAAGAUUGAUGAUAUUGUGGAUUCAAGAUUACAGGGAAACUUUGAUACUGAUUCUGCAGGAAAAGCAUUGGAUACUGCAAUGGCUUGCGUAGUGCCUUCUUCCUUGAAUAGGCCUACAAUGAGUAACGUAGUGAUGGAAUUGAGACAAUGUUUGGCUAUGGAGAUCGCUCGUGGAAUUCAUAGUAAAAUUGAUUUCUCAUUUGGUGGAAUUAGUGGGGAGAGUUCUCUGGCUAGAUAGUUAAAAUCUUGGCAAAGUUAACAUUAUGUUCUUUCUUUCUUUUUUAUUGCAUGGCGCGUAAA